This is a messenger RNA of Pygocentrus nattereri (red-bellied piranha), 2261 nucleotides long. RefSeq names its product E3 ubiquitin/ISG15 ligase TRIM25-like. Lineage: Eukaryota; Metazoa; Chordata; Actinopteri; Characiformes; Serrasalmidae. The transcript is spliced from 6 exons. Gene Ontology annotation, molecular function: zinc ion binding; protein binding. The record is from RefSeq and is a predicted model, not a curated record. The coding region runs from base 51 to 1703 and encodes 550 amino acids.
UGAAGCUGAUCUCAGAGAGCUGCUCUCUCUCUCAGUCUGAAGGCAGGAAAAUGGCCAGUAUUUCAGUAGAUCAGGACCAGUUCAGCUGUCCAGUCUGUCUGGAUCUGCUGAAGGAUCCAGUGGCUAUUCCCUGUGGUCACAGUUACUGUAUGGUGUGUAUUAACGGAUGCUGGGAUCAGGAUGAUCAGAGGGGGGUCUACAGCUGCCCCCAGUGCAGAGAGACUUUCACUCCGAGGCCUGUUCUACGCAGAAACAACAUGCUGGCUGACGUGGUGGAGAAACUGAAGAAGACAGAACUCCGAGCUUCUCCUGCUCACUGGUACGCUGGACCUGGAGAUGUGGAGUGUGAUUUCUGCACUGGGAGAAAACUCAAAGCCAUCAAGUCCUGUCUGACAUGUUUGGCCUCCUUUUGUGAAACUCAUCUCAAGCCUCACUACGAAGUUCCUUCCUGGAAAAACCACAAGCUGGUCAUCGCCUCCCCAAGACUACAAGAGAAGAUCUGCUCUCAGCACGACAAACUGAUCGAGAUCUACUGUCGUACUGACCAAACAUGCAUCUGUUAUUUGUGCAUGUUGGAUCAACACAACAGCCACAGGACAGUCUCAGCUGCAGCAGAAAGAACCGAGAAACAGAGUCAGUUAAAGGAAAUACGGGGGAAAUCUCAGCAGAGAAUCCAGGAGAAAGAGAAGAAGCUGCAGGAGCUGAAACAGGCUGUGAACACUAUUAAGAGCUCUGCACAGACAGCAGUGGAGGACAGUGAGAGGAUCUUCACUGAGCUGAUCUGCUCCAUUGAGAAAAAGCGCUCUGAGGUAACAGAGCUGAUCAGAGCUCAGGAGAAGACUGAACUGAGUGGAGCUGAAGAGCUCAUUGAACAGCUGGAGCAGGAGAUCGCUGAUCUAAAGACGAGAGACACUGAACUGGAGCAGCUUUCACACACAGAGGAUCACAUCCAUUUCCUCCAGAGUCUCCCGUCUCUUUGUGUCUCUUCUGGAUCUGAAGACUCACCCAACAUCUUCAUCAGUCAACAUCUCUCAUUUGAUAAAGUGAGCAAAUCUCUGUGUGAUCUGAAGAAGCAACUGGAGGAAUUCUGUGAAGUGACACUCAACAGAAUCUCUCCACAUGCUGCAGCAGUUCAGAUCUUACUCUCAGAACCACAAACCAGAGAAGACUUUCUACAGUAUUUCUGUCAUUUGACUCUGGAUCCCAACACAGCACAUGAGUGCUUUGUCCUGUCUAAUGAGGACAGAGUGGCCAGAUGCAGUAAAAAUGUCCAGCUGUACUCUGACCAUCCAGAGAGAUUUGAUUACUGGCUGCAGGUUCUGUGUAAGGAGAGUGUGAGCGGACGCUGCUACUGGGAGGUUGAGUGGCGCGAGGGGACAUAUGUGUACAUAUCAGUCUCAUAUAAAGGGAUCAGCAGGAAAGGAGAGGGUAAUGAGAGCUGGUUGGGACACAACAAUCAGUCCUGGAGUCUUUACUGUUCUUCCUCUCUUUCUUUCUAUCACAACAACAUUGAGACUAAGCUCUCAGCCCCAUCCUCCUCCAGAAUAGGAGUGUAUGUGGAUCACAGUGCAGGAACUCUGUCCUUCUACAGCGUCUCUGACACCAUGACCCUCCUACACACAGUCCACACCACCUUCACUAAGCCUCUCUACGCCGGAUUUAGGUUAUCUGGUGAAUCAACUGUAACAUUAUGCAAUUGUUAACACAUUAUGUAAUUUUGCAGUUGCAUUUAAACAAUCGUGUAAAUUGAAUGUCUGUAGAACGAAAGUAAAAGUCUAAACGUCUAAGGGAUAAAACUUGUCAUCAGAAAACUAAUUCGUGGAACAGUUUUUCAAAAGUCAUCUGACUGUCAGUGUCAUUCAUGCAUCAGAAUACAGUGACGGUUGGUUCGGACUUCAUUAAAGCUCCUUAAUCCAGCACAAUCAUUCAUAGUGAACACAGAGAACGUGCUGUUCUAAUGCAGCUUCAUAUUCAUCCUCAACAUACCACAAUCCUCUCAUGUGACACCUUAAAUUUAUUUUAUGCCUUUUUGAUGCGAAUCCUUUCCAGUUCAGUGCUUCUGUUGCUCUAUUGCACCUGAUUCAACACCUGGUGGUCUUGAUGGUCAGCUGAUGAACUAUAUAUGUUGUGUUAAAUAAGGAAACCCACUAAACUGUGCAGAUGAGGUAUCACUCAGGACCAGAACUGAGAACCUGUGGAGCUAAUAUUUAGGACUUUUCCUUCAUUCCUUGAAUGAUUAAACUUCAGCAAAUGCUACUGUG